Trypanosoma cruzi is the source of this 4425-nucleotide messenger RNA. RefSeq lists its product as uncharacterized. The transcript has a single exon. Gene Ontology annotation, biological process: intra-Golgi vesicle-mediated transport. NCBI's taxonomy places the organism in Eukaryota, Euglenozoa, Kinetoplastea, Trypanosomatida, Trypanosomatidae. Gene Ontology annotation, cellular component: Golgi apparatus; COG complex. The record is from RefSeq and is a predicted model, not a curated record. The coding region runs from base 1 to 4425 and encodes 1474 amino acids.
AUGUCUUCUGAGGAGGCGGUGCAGGAGGUACGACGCAUCUUCACGAAUAACACCGUUGAGCAGGUCCGGGACUAUCUCAGCACCAUCACCCGCGGCAUACAGGAGAGUGACUACCGGCUCAAGCAGAUUGUUGGGCAAAGUUAUCGUGACCUUAUUGCGGCCUGUGACAAGGUGGUGGGGAUGGAACAAACAUGCAGGAAGUUGCUGCAGAUGCAGAAACAACUGCAUACGGAGCAGCAACUGACAUUGUCGCCCCAGAGCCCUGGGGACGUGCUGGAGCGGGGGCCCUUUUCACGAAGAGGUGCUCAUUCCGCGUCCUCCGAGGCGACGCCAGUGCGAUGUUUGUUUGAGGUUGCCGUGGAACGUCAAACACAAGGGAGGGAGGCGGAGCGGAAUGAAGCAGAAGCAUUGAGUUCAGCACCGUGUGACCGGUUAGUGUUUCAACAGCGGUGCGUUGCAAUUGAAGGGUUGCUGGGGUCGCAGCAGGUGCAGAAGGCGGCCACUGUCUGGCAUGAGCUAAUGGAUGGGUUAGAGUGCGAGAAGAGACUAGCAGUGAAAAGUAUGACGACAACAGUGGAGUUCCAAGCCUCCAUUGUGUCAGAGGGGCAAGGCAAACAGCAUGAACAGCGGCGAUUGUUGCUGGAGUCGUAUAGAAACCGCAUUCGGCAGGGAAUUCGUGAGUUACUUCGCAAGGAUGCGGAUGAUGCGGCACAACGGACGGUGACAUAUGCUAUUGCAACAAAACGUUCAGUGAGAGGUGGUGGGAGUAUGAGGGAGACCCAGCGGCACGCGACGGCGAAUGCGACGGCGGAUAGUGUAACUUUGGGAGACGAAUUUCUGACGGAUGUGUUGGCGCACAUGGCGGAGGCUCAUGCGGCACUGGGCAUUAUUGACAUCGCACCUGCAGCAUUGGCUAUGCAAAAUCUUAUUGAACUUGUGUCUGCCAUGAUUAACGAUGAGCUUCAGCUAAUAUUAAAGGCGAUCAAUGGGGGGAAUAAGAGGAAGAGGGGAAGUGAAAGUGCAUGUGGGACGACGAAUACCGUUAAAAAUCCAUCUGGAAAGAUGGAGUGGCUGCGUGUUGCUCUGCCGUUGCCAAUGUGGCUCCUUGACGACGCUGCAAAUUCGCCACUCUCUACUGCAUGGAUACCACUCUCCAUGGAGGCAGCACAUAGUGUGGGGAAUGAUAUUACUACCUCAGCGACGACGACGGACAGUAGUCAUCCUGUUGCAUCUGUAGCCGGUCGAUCCAACUGUAAGACGAGCAAUGGAGUCAUUGCCUUACAUAUUCUACAGCGCACACAACAGUUGUUUUUUCAUCUUGUUGCCUACGUUGCGUCGGUGCUGCCACGUCUCUAUGAACAUGGACGGGAUGCUGAAAAAAGGCCCUUGUCGCAGCAUCAUGGGGGGGUUGAUGAUGAUGACGGGGCAAAUGAUAGGGAGGAUGUGGAUGGAUAUGGGAAUUACAAAAGACAGCAACGUUCUUUGCAGACACUGCUGACACUUCGUGGACGACUGGUUGCCAAAGAGCAAAAAGAGCGGCAAAAACAGCAGGAAGAAGACGGGGGCAAAGACCUAUUGGAAUUCAGCAACCGCAUGUCAAGCCGUAUGGGUGGGAGUUCUGCACGUGGUGCGUUGUCGAGUUCUCUUCUUAGUGCCCCGGAGGAGAUCGGAGAUGCUUCACUGAGUGAAUCGACUUCAGCGAUGAGCAUACUUCUUCCGGGUGGAUUCAAUGCACCCAAGCGAACGCAUUUGCGAACAAUCUAUAUUCGUGAGGUGAUGCGUCAGGUGUGCGGAAUGCAACUUCUUGACCCAAAGCUUCUUCAAGGACGGAAACCCGCCAAGAGGUUUUCCGGCGUUGAUUCCGGCAGCGACCAUAAAAAUUCACCGGCCGCGUUGGAGUGGAAAUGUGAGGAUGUCAGCAGGAAGUUAAGGAUUGUCCAAGAGACCGUGUCACAGUUGUUGGGUUGUGUCGCGGAUGCGGGUCUUCUGCGCAGCCCGCGUCUUGUGGCCCUGCAGGAGCGAAUUGCACUUCAGGAGGCCACGCGAAUGCAAAAGUGGCUUCGUGAAAGUCACCGGCAAAAUGUUCUUCUUUUUGAAGACGCGUUGUGGACAGAGAUGGUGCAUAAAACGACGGAGCGUGCGCUUGUGAGGGCUGUUGGUGCCGGUUUGAGAAAGGCAGAUGUUGUGUGGAAUGCCAUUUUGCAAUCCAUCCGUGUAGAAGGGAGUUGUCAUGCCCACCAUCAAUCGAUAACGCCAUCAAUCCGGCCGUAUGUUGAAACGGAUGCCGUCACGACAACGAAGCCUGGCACAUCAUCGCAGUUGUCCCAGCGACUCCUGUCUCGCUCUUUUUUUGCGAGUCGACUUAUUGCUGCGGUUCACUGCGGUGGCGGCUGCAGAAAUGAAUCUGUUUUUUCUUUUUCCAACCCGGAAGGACGUAUGCGCAGCUCUGGGAAGGAGAGUGCGACGAUAAAUGCUCUUCUUGCGCGUGCCGUGGUUCAGUGUGUGUGGUCGCAUUCCAAAAUGGCAUCUUUUGAGGGAAAGACACAAGACACAUGCCAAUUGUACACAAAUAAUCCCCAUAACUUCAUCUCAGCUGCUUCUUCAAAGGGAUGCGUGUCUUCUGACACAUUUACGGCCAUGAUGGAUGGAGAAAAACAUGUAUUGGCUUUUGAAGAGGAAGAAGAGAUGUUAUUUGUAGAUGACGAUGAUGAAAAUGAUAAUGAUGAUGUUGAUGAUGAUGGUAAGAACGAGGGGGGUAAAGAAGAGGAAAAAAGAGGGGAGGGGAAUACAAAUGUGAGGAAAGGGAAUAAUGGUAACCACUUGGAGGAAAAGAAAAAGGCAAUCAUGUGUAUGUUUCCUUUGUAUUCUGGGCGUAUGGAGAGAAAGAUUGCCUUAAAUGAUGAUCAGGCCGCCGUGUUUGAGCGCAGCGUGUUACUGUACAUGCUUCAACGUAUUUUUGAUUCCGAGAGGUUGUGUGCAGUGGCACAGACGCCCGUUCAUAAUCUCAUUACGGCAUGGAUUUCAGGUGCUCUGGGGCGCGUACGAGAUAUGAUGCGAGAAGAAAAGGAGGCAUAUCAGCAGCAGUUACAGCAGCAGCAAGAAGACGAGGGGGAAUCAUUUGAACGGUGUGCGGCCAUGAUGGUCUUUUUUCAUCGUCUCUCUUUGCUUGUGGAGGUGCUUUUGUGUGUAUUGGAAACGACACCGGCGGUAUCAAACACGGCAGGGGCGCUUUGGGAGGAAGUUCGUGGGACUGUCAUUGCCUGCCACAUGCCAUGGGUGCAACUCUUACGUCGCGAGUGGGAAAGCGGACUCUGCGCGGCAUACAGGGAAGCGUGGGCGGCUGUCAGGGUCCCCACUGUGGAUGCAGUCGCCCCAUCGUUGGCUGCACGACGAUACACUCUGGGGUAUGCGGCAUGUUGGUGUCAUGACUUUUGCCGCCAUCCGCAUCAGCCCCAGCAGCGUGAGGAGGAAAAGGGAGAGCAACCGGUAGCGUACCCAAUUCAUCUCACGCCACAUGUUGCGGAGCUUUUGUUUUCUCUUCAGCACAUUCUGUACACCGUGGGGGCGGGGCAGCGCCUCCGCGAGACGGUGCUUCCGAUUGUUAUACGCGAGCUGCUUGACGGCACGUCAUCCGCCCUAUUGAAUGUUGUCUUGCCAUCUCUGGCGGAGGACAAGAGACACUUAAACGACAGUGCGAACAGCAAUGCUGGUGGAGGUGGUGAUUUUCCAGCCCGCAGCUGUCAGGCUGGUUCUGUGGUGAAUUCGGCAGCCAGCCACGACACAGAGGGGAAUAAAGAUGACACGGAUGACGACGAUGAAAAGGACGAGGCGCUGCUGCAAUUGUACUUUGAUGUGUUGUUUAUCACUGGGCUUUUCGCGUCACCGGACAAGGUGUCCAAUUCAUCCACCGCGGCGGUCCUGCAGGCGAUUGAGAGCCGAGUGGAUCCCGUCACAUGGUCAGUUACCGCCCCGUUUGUGAAAUCUGCUAGUGCGCGGUUAUUGCGGGCGACGACCCUCUCAUUUGGUUCGUGGUGCUCCGCAGCCGCAGCGGAGGUGUGGAACGUAGCAGGGAGCAAUGCCCAGAGCGGCACAGAGAACAUGCAGCCACACCAGUCACCAUUGUUCAAUGGAGCCAUUACUACCCCCAAGGAGCGAGAUCGCUUCCCGCUGCUCCCGCUGGCCACCACCGCCCCUUCCAUCAUCCCGUCGGUGGGGGGAACGCACCCCAGCCUCAAGGUAAGAGGCGGCAGUGAAGGAAGAGGAGGGGCGACAUCGUCAUGUGGCGCUGCAGAUGUUGGUAGCGGGGAUGGUUCAUUGCCACCGGCUGCGUCUACAGGCGGAAAAGAGCCUGUGACACCUUCCUUCACUGCAACGCUGUUGUGGGGUGAUGGCACGACGAAGGGAUGGAUGGGAUCGUUAUGGUAG